This is a messenger RNA of Rotaria sp. Silwood1, 1776 nucleotides long. The record is from the annotation of a GenBank genome assembly. Lineage: Eukaryota; Metazoa; Rotifera; Eurotatoria; Philodinida; Philodinidae.
AUGGAUAAUACACCAUCAUCAAACAAUUCUUCACAAGCCACUGAUGAUUGUACCAUAUGUCUUACUAGUCUGACACCUGGUACUCCACUUCUUACUCUUUCCUGUAACCAUAAAUUUCAUUUUCAAUGUUUGGCUUUGAAUAUUCAAGCAAAAAACAAUGAAUGUCCUUUGUGCAGAGCUACAAUUGAUGCAUCUGUUCUUCAACUACUUGGUAAUCCUAGCCAACAACUGUCAACACAAUCCCAGCUAACACCGCUGCCUCAAACCGGGCAAGUUUCAACCAAUGAUGCGAAUGCGAUAGCUUCAGCUGCAACUAUUCCGUCUGUUGAAGAUCUGAUUGAUGAGACUGCUGCAAGAGUUAUUUCUGAACGUUUUAUUGCUGCUCGGCAAGCUGCUGUUAUCUCAUUGAAUGAAGCCAAUAAUUUUCCUGUGAUUACUGUUAUAACAACAUUGGAACGUGAAGCUCAAGUUCCACAUGAAGAGUCCAAUCUGUACGGACUCAUUACUUUGCAAGCACCGCCUGCUUUACAAUUCGAUAAUCAACCAAUAAUGCAAUCACGUGCUCCUAUCGAUCUUGUUUGCAUAGUUGAUCAAAGUGGAUCGAUGGGAGGACAAAAAAUUGCCUUAUUAAAAAAGACGCUGAUUGAUAUCGUCGACCAAUUGGGUGAACUUGAUCGUUUGGCCAUUAUUUCCUUCAACACUGGUGCUAUCGAUCGUUCUCAUGGACUCAAACGAAUGACUCAACAAAAUCAACAAGUCUUGAAAACUGAGAUCAACAGUAUUUCCAGUGAAGGAGGUACCUACAUUGGAUCUGGUCUGCAAAUGGGUAUCGAUUUAGUAGUCAACCGUCAGACUAAGAAUCCACUUGCUACUUUACUUGUGCUUACUGAUGGUCACGACAAUCAAGAACAUGACUACACUCAAAUUAUGAGUACUUUGCCUGAAGGAGUCCAAUGCUACACUUUCGGCUACGGGUUAGAUCAUAAUGCACAAUUGCUAGUGAAACUAGCUGAACAAGGAAAUGAUGGCACUUUUACAUACAUUGAUGAAGAACGAGCUGUAUCUACCGCUUUUUCAAUGACGUUGAUCAGUCAUUUUCUUUCGCAAUAUAAAUAUGAACCCGAACAACUUCCAUCAAUGAAACUAUCCAUCAAAUUACCUAAUCUAAAUGCUGAUGAAAAACGAAAUCUUGUCUUUCAAUUCUAUGUUCCCAAAGUAAAUGAUGAUCAAAAUGUUGAUAUGUCUAGCCAACAAUCAACGACGACACAAAGCGAGACAGCUACUGAGCAAAACCUAUUUGAAAAGCAAAUCAUUGGGCAUGUCAGCGUUUCGUAUAUUGAUCCAAAUACUACACACUCAAUAACAACACCUCAGGUUCCCUUCUAUUUUAUUCGAGCACCUAAUCUACCAGCCGAUCUUCUUCGAGUAAAUUACCAACUUGAUCGUCAACGAAAUCGUAUAGAAACAAUUGAAGCACUCGAAAGAGCAAUGGCCGAACGUGAUUAUGAACAGUCACGUGUUAUUCUUGCAUCUCAAGUAGAAAAACUUAAGGCCAGUGUAUCUGCACAAGAUCCAUUUUGUCAAGAAUUGAUUCGAGAUCUUGAAUAUUCUUUCCCAUCGGAACAAGAAUAUCGUUCGACACACUAUACUUCAUCUAGAUGUCAUGCAACUGAAAGAGGUGCUUACCUCCCAACAUCAACUACCAGUUCAGGACGUUACCAUACUCGACGUCAACAAGAACUAAUUGAACGAUAUAAACGAAAUGUGUCUCCAUGA